AUGGCUCGCAUUGCUACGCGUGUUGCUGGGCAGCAGGAUAUCCAUGCUUUGAAAGGGAGUCCACCGAGGAGACGGUGGACGAGGAGCCAGAGUCGGGAGCUUGAGGCCCAUCCGAUAGAAGAUAUCCCAGCUCUGAAGUCUUCUCUCAAGAGUAGCAAGCUGUGGAAGGGUAAAGGGAAAAUGAGCGGAAAUGACUUGAGCGUCGUGACAGAAGAAUCACCAGUUAAGGCAUCCCGGAAAACGGGAUUCCGUGCUGGCCAGGUCAUCCCUGAAUCGCCUGAGGAUGCGUACAACCACACUAUGUCGGGCUCCACCAUUAUCGUACCUGACGCAGAGACUGAUCAGGAGGAUGAUGAGGAUGAGGAUGAGGAUGAGGAUCCCCAGAAUGAUCUGGAGCCCGAGGUGAUGCUCGAAUCGCUUCCAGGCUUAGAGCGAUCUGCAAAGGAGGUUCUUGAAUUUCUGGUCCCUAGUUCCGCGGAUCUGAAAAGCAUCGUUAACAUGGCCAAGCGGCUCUCCGAUCCCAGGAACACUCAAAGCAAACGUCUGGCCGUUCAUAAGAAUGCCUUGAAGAACCAGCCGGGGUGGUUCGAGGGCAGGACGUAUAUCGACGUCACGCAAGCUAGCCAGUCCCUAUCGUCCUAUUUGACCAAGGAUGGGCACGAGCUGAACUGGAGCGCGGAACCUAUCCUCCAUCGCGCCAACUGUGCCCAUUUCGCACUUGAGGUGCUCCUGGCUAGUGGCAAUUCAACAGGCUUCAAAAAGGCGAUCAGGGACGUCGAAGGUCGGUUUCCAUUGCCUUUCAUGCGUGAUCUGGUCGACGGUCGACGGAAUACCGCCGGUGAAAGCGCGCUUGUGAAGGACACCUUCCAGCUCGCCUUAGAGAUCCGCACUCAGUCCUUGAUCAUGCAGUUAGAGUAUCAUCAGCAUGAACACAGCUUCGAUCCGAACUUCAUCCUGGAAGACGGAUUCUUCUUAGAUGUGCCUGUUCACGAACCGUUUGAUAGCCGCAAUGCUCCAAUGCGUGGAUUCAACUUGCCAAGGCUUAAUGUUGAUGGGUCUCUUCCUGACGAGUUCAGAGAGACAGCAUACGAUCGCUUCGAAGAUUUGCUCGUCAUUUUGCCAGAUGAAGAUGGCAGCUUUGAUAUCGACGAGCUGAAAACCACCUACCCCUGGCGGAGCUUUCUUCUGCAAGCAGCUCGAUGGAUUCGCAAGCGGUGUGAGGAAAUCGACCAAGACUUAAGCCGCCAGCAGAGUGCAGAAUCUGCACGCAAGCAAGUUUUCGCGGAAAUUGAUGCAAAGGAGCGUCGUAGUAGCAGCAUAGCAGGUCGCUCUAGCUUAGCUCCCCGACAUACAGAAGAAAGGAGUGAACGGGGCACGAUUGCUUCUCCGGACAACAGAAGAGUUUCAGCGAUCCCGCCCGAAACCCCUAAAGACACGCCGAGGGGGGUUGAAUCCAAGGAACGGAGAAAAUCUGGCAAACCGGCCUUUUUGAACAAAUCGUCUCUUGAACGCAUAGUGCAAAGAUCGAAACAUGCCCAUGUGUCCAUCAAGGAUCCCGAGGUGCGUAGACAAUCGGACGGUGCUGCGAGAUCAGCUCCAGGAAACAUCCGUAAGGAAACCGAAUCGCAGCUUCGGCGUCAGACCCUACCGGCGUCCCGGCUAUCGCCACCAGCACCAUUGGAAGAAGCAACCGAAGAACACGUCGAAGGGCCUGUUGAAGAACAUGUCGAGGAGCCUGCCGAAGAACACAUCGAAGAGCCUGCCGAAGAACACAUCGAAGAGCCUACCGAAGAACUCAUCGAAGAGCCUACCGAAGAACACAUCGAAGAGCCAACCGAAGAACACACUGAAGAGCCUACCGAAGAAAUCAUCGAAGAACCUACCGAGGAGCCUACCGAAGAGCAUGUCGAAGUAUCAGCUUUCCGUGAAUCUUCGCCGCUCCCUCAGCAUGACGAACAGGACUUCAACGUAGACAGCGAGUCGGAACUUUUUGUUGACGAACGCACGCAAUUAGAGAAGUCACAUAGUCCCAUCAUGAGGAGGUCACGCGAGCCUCGCUUCGCAACUCUCAGCCCGGUCAGGACCAGACUCUUCGCGACAGAGGUACGCCUCGAGCCAACCUCAAAGCAGACCCGCAAGGCCUUUCGUUCAAUGCCCUCCAGUCAAGAGCUGUGGAAAGCAACCAGGCCACGCCGCGAUACAACCCCUCCACGGACGAGCAACACCUCGCGCCCAUUGCCCUCCAUUCAAGAGCUGUGGAGAGCAGCCAACCGUGACGGGUCAUCACAACCUUCCAAAAAGCCCGAACAGGCGUCCCGGUUCAUUGACCGUCAAGCAAACGCGCACCGCAUUUCCCCAAUCAGCCAAGGGGCCGACCCACAAAGCGCCGAACGACGCCACGUCGGUCUGCAGUCCAAGAAACGAAGGCGCCAUGAUUCAGAGGAACAGUAUGAAGAGAGCGACGACGAUUUCAGCAACUACAACCGCCCCGUCGACACCGCCCGCAAGCGUGCAGAAAAGCCCGCACGGCCUCAGAACAAACGCCAGAGAAUCGGAGAACACGAUGAAUCUGCAGCCCAGCUGCUGAACGGUCUAGAAGAGACCACGCGCAGAACCUCUAUUCCUGAAUCUCCGGAGGCAGCGCGUAGGAGUACGAAUCCCAUUGCUGAAUCACCCGAGGCUGCGCCCAGGAGUACCAAGCCCGUCCCUGUGUCUUCUAGCGCGAGACACACAGUCAUAUCAACUAAGGCGCCAGUGCGAUGGACGCCGGCCGAAGACAAGCGACUGAUUCGGUUAAUCGAAGAGGUCGGUCUCGGAGGACCCAAGGGCAGCGGCUGGUGCAAGAUCGCCAGUCAAAACGAGGCGCAGCCAGUUCGGGAAGGUGAGAGUCGCAUCGAAGGGCGAAACCAAGUCCAGCUCAAGGACAGAGCGAGAAACAUCAAAACCAGAUACCUUAAAGACCGAAAACCUCUUCCCUCGAACUUCGACCACGUGACCAUGAAAGAGAAAGACCGGGCCAUGCUCGCGGCGAAAGGCAUCAACGUGGCUUGA
Messenger RNA from Aspergillus pseudotamarii, 3051 nucleotides. Its product is annotated as SANT/Myb-like DNA-binding domain-containing protein. Lineage: Eukaryota; Fungi; Ascomycota; Eurotiomycetes; Eurotiales; Aspergillaceae. Bases 1 to 3051 code for a protein of 1016 amino acids. The record is from RefSeq and is a predicted model, not a curated record. The transcript is spliced from 4 exons.